GGAGGACCAAUGAAUAGUGACAUGCCUGCUGGGUUUUAGGAGCAAAUUUAAUUAAAACGGAUACAACCGACAUCAUAAAGCUCUUUUUUUUUUUCUCUCAAACAAAAGACAACAAUGCGAGCACAAUAACAUGUUGGGCUCCGGAGCUAAUUCUGCGUCUCGGGAGGUCCCAGUCCUGUUUGCAAUCCGACACUCGUUCGCUCUCGGAGGGGCGGAUGGCAGGUGCCGGAGUUUUUCUCCAGGACCUCUCGCGCCGGGGCUUCAAGCCAGUAUUAGAUGCCGGAAGUCGUCGCUCAAGCCGACUCACGGGCUGGCGAGCUCCCCGACGCCUGCAUUAGCCGGGACGUUACCGACGAGUCAGCGGGACAUGUCGACCCCGCGCUUCGGACAGCAUCUCAUCAAGGCCUCGGCGGUGUUCCUGCAGACCGAGCUGUCAUUUGCCCUGGUCAACAGGAAGCCCGUGGUGCCCGGACAUGUGUUGGUGUGCCCCCUGAGACCAGUGGAGCGUUUUCGGGAUCUCAGGCCGGAUGAGCUGGCGGACCUGUUCAGCACCACCCAGAGAGUGGCCGGCCUGGUGGAGAGACACUUCGGCGCCACCUCGCUCACCAUUGCCAUCCAGGACGGCCCGGAGGCCGGACAAACCGUGAAACACGUCCACGUCCACGUGCUGCCCAGGAAGAAGGGGGAUUUCGAGCAGAACGACAGCGUAUACGAGGAGCUGCAGAAGCACGAUCGCGAAAACGAGGACAUCCCCUCCAAGUGGAGAUCGGAGGAGGAGAUGGCAGCGGAAGCUUCAGAUUUGAAGGAGAAGCUGCAGAAUCUCUAAACGGACAGUGUUCAGCAUCUCAUGCCAGGGUCAGCGGUGACUGGGACAUAUUGCGAACGCCUGAUAUUAAUGAGGAACAAUAUUCCCUAAUAUUUACUCACAUCUUCUUUCUUUUGUAUCGCCACAUCCCUCUUAUAUAUUUGUUUUCCAAAAUAAAAUUCAAAUAAGCGAGAAA
This is a messenger RNA of Xiphias gladius (swordfish), 1001 nucleotides long. It is a transcript of the gene fhit, whose product is annotated as fragile histidine triad diadenosine triphosphatase. Lineage: Eukaryota; Metazoa; Chordata; Actinopteri; Istiophoriformes; Xiphiidae. Gene Ontology annotation, cellular component: nucleus; plasma membrane; cytoplasm. The transcript has a single exon. Gene Ontology annotation, molecular function: bis(5'-adenosyl)-triphosphatase activity; ubiquitin protein ligase binding. The record is from RefSeq and is a predicted model, not a curated record. The coding region runs from base 131 to 826 and encodes 231 amino acids. Gene Ontology annotation, biological process: intrinsic apoptotic signaling pathway by p53 class mediator; diadenosine triphosphate catabolic process; purine nucleotide metabolic process.